Molecule: messenger RNA, 348 nt
Organism: Spirodela intermedia
Lineage: Eukaryota; Viridiplantae; Streptophyta; Magnoliopsida; Alismatales; Araceae
Source: the annotation of a GenBank genome assembly
AUGACUGCUACGCCACCAACGACUCCUCCACCCUCGGCUACUCCUGCGCCGCCGCCGAUGUCGCCGCCGCCGGCCCCAAUUCCUGCAACUCCUACCUCACCUUCCGCUCCCAGACCAACUAUCAGACCCCCGCGGCCAUCGCCCGCCUCCUUCGCAGCGAUUCCGCCGCCAUCGCCCGCAUCAACGGCGUCGCCGACGCCGACCCGAUCCCACUGAAGUCUCUCGUCCUCGUCCCCGUCGACUGCUCCUGCACCGGCGGCAAGUUCUACCAGUCCAACACCAGCUAUGUCAUCAAAAACAAGGGCGAGACUUACUUCAUCAUUGCCAACGACACCUACCAGGGUUUGA